Messenger RNA from Dermatophagoides pteronyssinus (European house dust mite), 4924 nucleotides. RefSeq lists its product as uncharacterized. NCBI's taxonomy places the organism in Eukaryota, Metazoa, Arthropoda, Arachnida, Sarcoptiformes, Pyroglyphidae. The record is from RefSeq and is a predicted model, not a curated record. Gene Ontology annotation, biological process: protein localization to ciliary transition zone; non-motile cilium assembly. Gene Ontology annotation, cellular component: ciliary transition zone.
UCAUGGUAAAAUUGAAUAACAAUGGACGAUUCUAUUGAAGUUCAUAGCAAUCUAAAUGAAAAAUAUCGAAAAGCUGUUCGAAGUAAAAUUCUAAAACGGAUAUACGAUAAGAACAUUUUAGAUCCAUUCAAAGAUGAAAAAAACAGUACUAAUCAAAAAUCGGAAUCACCAUCACCAUCGAGAAUCGUAAUUCGAGAUGAUUCAUCAAUUAAUCAAAAAAUUCGAAAUCGUUUGUCGAAUGAAUGGCAAAAAACUUUGGAACGUGUUCUAAACUAUAGCGAGGAUUAUUUCGGUAACAAGCUUGAGAUAUCGCGAAAAGAUGCCAUUCGAUUUUUUAUCAACACUGUUUGGCAAGAUGAUUAUGAAGAUAGCGAUGAUAAUCGUGAAGAUUCAAAUGAAACAUUGAAACAUAGACGAAAAGGUAAAAAUAAGAAACAACUCGAUGGAAAACGAACAAUAAAGUCUUCAAUGUAUCGCGCAGUUAAACCUGUUAAUGACGCAGAUCAAGUGUUGAUAGUUCGUCGUGCACGAAUACCAUGGUCAAAUCAUGAUAAACAACAUAAAAAAAUCAAUAUAAAUCAAAUUCUUACUUUUGAAUUUGAAAAUGCCAUUAUUAAUGAUGAUGAUGAGGAAAUUGAUAAACUCGGUUAUUUUUUGGGACAUCAAGCUGUAAACAGAUUGAUUAAAGAACAAAUCGAAUUGAAUCAAUUUUUUCGUAUCAAUAUUUUGGAUUGUUUUCAGAAAAGAUUAGUUUUUUAUGAACCACAUGAAUCGCUUUUUAAAGUUUCAGUGCAGAACAAACACGAUGAUAUGACACGAAAAUCAAGAUUGUCUUCCCUGUUGGCUAGAAGUUUAAUUUUCAUUCUAAAUGUUUCAAACAAAAAUGAUCAUAUGAAUCUUUGUUUGAACAAUAAAUCAUUCAUUUUGAGUAUUGGUUCGAUAAAAUUAGAUCUAUGGAAACAUCCGAACAUGAAUACUGUGAAUAAGAAUGUAAAAAAAUUGUUGCUAGCAUUCUCAAAAUAUGAAAAAUCCAUUUCAUCUCAUUCUAAUCGAAUGCUUGAUACAAUAAAACAACAGAUCGAUACGAUUGUCAGCAAAUUAGAAAACUUUAUGCAGAAUAAUAAUGAACAAACGGCAGACAAAGAAACCAAAAUGGAUUUAGAUUUUCUUCAACGUUUACUUGAAAAACAGGACAAAUUAAUAGCCGAUCGUCGACGAUCAUUAAUUAAUUUAAUUCAACAAUGGAGUUUAUUUCAAAAUAAUUUGGAACGAUUUAAUGAUUCGGAUGAAUUGCAUGAAAUUGAUCUUCGAUUGGAUGAAAUCGAAUCAAUCGACUCAGAAAUGGAAAGAAAACAAUUGAAAGAAUUGAUUUCGAAACGUGAAAAAAUUCAACAAUUAAUUGUUCAUAUGACCAAAGUCGACGAUAAUCAGCUAGAUACUGAAAACAUUUUCUUGUGUGAUGGUCGACUACCAGGUGAGCCAAAGUUUCGACCGAUUGAAUUGAUUUUGCCAAAGAAUUUUUCCACUUCUUCAUUUUCUUCGUCUUUAUUAUAUUGUAUUGAAAUCAUGUUUGACAACAAGAUUGUUGCUACAUUCGAAAAUCUUCAUUUAAAUCAUAAAACAUUUCAGGCAAUUUAUGACCACAAUUAUCGUUCUUUUCCGGUUCCAAUUUGUUUAGAUCCUUCAUAUACCAUGUCAUUGAUUAUGACAAAAGGCGAAGAAGUUUUUAUUGCAAACAAAUUGCCUAAAAUUUGUAUUAAAGAAAAAAAUAUUGCGGACAAGACUAUCAAAACGAUUACAGAGAUAAGUGUUAAAAGUUUACCUCCAUUAAGAAUAAAUUCAAGACAAAAAUCCAUUCGAUUUGAAGAAACAUUUCAAUGUUCAUAUAAUGAAACUCUCAGCAAAAAAAAGUCAAAAAAUUCUUUGGAAGGCAGCAUAGAAUUUCAAAUGUUCUGGUCUUCCAUACCUGAAUCUAAUAUUGAUCUUGAUCUGUUUGAUAUGUACGAUUCAGAAAAGCGUCAAAUAAAGCAAAUGACUGAUUUAGAACGAAUCGAUCAAUGGCUUCAUGACAUUCGUUAUCAAGUGGAUUUUGUAGAUUCAACUAAUCAUGAUGAUCAACUUGAUUAUCAUCGACAAAUAGAAUUAAUGCAAAUAUUGUUACGACAAAAAUAUCAUAUUGAAUUGUCUGCGUUAUAUGAGGGAAAAAAGCUGAAAUUAAAUAAAUUAACUACCGUCGAUGAUGGUGAUCAUUAUCAUCCAUCCAAUGAGGAUGGAAGUUUUUGUACGAUGGAAGAAAUCGAACAAAACAAACGAUUUCAGAUGAUGAUACAACGUCGACAAGGACAAGUUGAACAUAGAAAUCAACGUUUCUUGCCUUUGACUGACACAGACGUUUUGUUUAUCAAUGAUCAGUCGACCAAUAAACUUGAAAAAUCAUCAACAAAUAAGCUAUUGGAAUUUGUUCGUUUAUCUUCGAUGCAACAAAUUGAUCGUAUUUCGGAAAAUGAUCCAAGCGAAGAUUCUGUUGUUAUUUGUCAUGAAUGGUGUGCAGGUAUUGACGAUCAAUCUUCAUUUAAUUCAUGGUAUAAAACUGCAGCAUGUGUGUUGAUACAGAUCUGGGAUCAUUCAAUCGAAUCGAAUACUGAACAACAAAUCGGGUCAGAAAUAGUAUCUCUGGAUGAAAUCAUCAAAGAACAAACAUUUGAUACAAUGAGUGGAGUAGAUUUCUCCUGGCUUGCUUGGUUGUUUAAGUCACCUGCCGGACAUAAUCGUAAAUUAAAUCCUUCAAGACGAAAUCGUCACAAAGAAGCACUUAAUAUUUCGGAAGCUAUCGAAAGUGAAAUUCAAAUACAUCUUCUACUCCAACAUGCUACAAAUGUACCUUCAAAAAUUACUAAACAAGAAAACAAAAAUUUCUCAGAAAACACAGAUUUGCUUUCCGAAUGUUGCAGUUUUGUCGAAAUCAAAAUAGAUAACAAUCAACAAACAAUGUCAACAUCAUUUUCCGAUGGAUCCAAACCGAAUUGGAAUGAAAGUUUUAAAUUCAGGACCAAAUUGAUUCCAACAAACCGCAUCAAUUUGAAUUUGUUUUCCGUAAAAAAACAUUUGGAUGAUUUAGAUACAAGCCAAUUUGAUAUGUCCGAUAGUGACAAUUCGAAGCUUGAUCGAUGUUGGUUGGGACAAUUACAAUUACCCCUUCAUGUUCUUAUGUUUGUGCCGAAAUUAGAGGGAUCAUUUCAAUUAUUUUCGCCCUAUUUUAAUCCCAUAAGUUCAAAUAAUCGCGAAUCCGAUAAUUUGUUAAACUUGAAAAAGUCACGGCGACGUCACCUUACUGAUGAUGACGUUGAUGAUGAUGAAGAUAAUGAUUCCGGAAAAUUCGCAAAAAGCGUAGAUCAGGUUCUUUCGUCUACAAAGAAAAAUUCAAAAAUAAUCUCUUCAAUAGGUUCAUUUCAAGAUAUUUCUUUGUCAAUGUUCAUCACAAUAGAUCCACAUGUUGAAUUGAAUCUAUCAUUGAAAACGAAUCAUCAAUCAAUCGAAUCAACGGAAUUGCUUGAUCAUUGUGAAAAAUGGAUACAAUUAUUGUAUCAACGAUUUCCACGACGACGAUUUAUUUGUCUGGUCAAUAAUCUACAACAUCGUUCGGUGUUAGCCAUACGUUUUCUGGCACCUUUAAAACCACCAACAUUUGACGAAUUAUCUCCAUUUCAAUCAAUAGAGUUGAAAAAUGUCAAAAAGAAAACUAAACUAAAAAAAUUAUCUGACAAGAAUAGUUUAUAUAUUUUAAUGAUCAUCCGUUAUGUAUCAUUGAUUCCAUCAUUAUUGGAAUCGAAUCAACAUCUUAAAAAUUCAUCAACUAAUCGACGAUUUUUUGACCGAUGGUCAAAGUCAAACAUAUGGAUGGAUGUUUACCAAUUUUUAACUAUACGAAUUGGAUGUCAAUCAGAGCAUGCCAUUUUGCUUGCCUGUUUUCUUCAAUACAUGAACAAAAAAGCUUAUUUGGCUAUUGGAACUGGAUUAUUAGACGGACCUGUCGCUUAUGUGAUUAUUUAUCCGGAAUUCAAUAAUGAUAAUGAUACAAAUAUUAAUUCGAUGAAUGAAGAAUAUGAUACAAAAAACAAAUGGAUAUUGAUUGAUGCUAAGCGAGGGCGACAAUUUUUUUCAUCGGAUCAUGACUGUACAAUGCAAUCGAUUGAUUCGAUUAUAACGCCGGAAAAUAUUUAUGCAAACAUACAGAAAAGUACACAACCGAAUUCAAUUAGCUACAAUCUUCAACGUUCGAAUCGCUGGCAGCCCCUUUUAACUUCUCGAAAUCAAUCGAUGAUAGUUCAAAAUUUAGAUAUCAGCAUACAACCACAAACAAUCAAUUAUGGCUCAAUUCGUAACGAUUUGGCAAAAUUUAUAGAAGUGAAAGUAGAAACUCACCUUCGUGAACAAUUUAUGGCUUGGCGAAGACAUCAAACCGGAUCGUAUACACAGUUCAAUCGUUUUUGUAUGCAAAUAGUCAAACCAUUAUUACCUGAAUUAGAAAAACAUACAGUGCUCAGUGUUGAUGGAAAUCGGUCUUAUUGGAACAAACUAGCCGAGCUAGAAGAACGAAUACAACAAAAUCUUAAACAGAUAUUUGACGUACAUGAGAUGAUUUGCUAUCCAUUGAAUGUUGUCGGUCAUUCAGCAACUGACUUGGAUCAAUUGACACGAUUGAUUUAUGCGACCAACCUACACUUGACACAUUUUGGUAAUCCAAAUCAAGUGGAAUAUGUUAUUUCCUGUUACGUUCAACCAUAUCCUUCUGAUCUUUACUCUUUGUGGAUUUUUUUGGCUGCAUUGACAACCAAAUCGAUUGUCUCUACUUGAACAAAUUGAUUUUUUUUAAUAAUUAAAUUUAUUCAAUUGAAAAAAAUAAUUUUGAAUAAUUCAAAAUGUA